UCUGCGCACGCGCGUCAGUGGCGUUCGCGGCGCACCCGGCUGGCAGUUCCUUCCUCGGAAGGAGCGAUCCUUGUGCCAUGGAGUCGUACGAUGUGAUCGCCAACCAGCCUGUUGUGAUCGACAAUGGAUCCGGUGUCAUUAAAGCUGGUUUUGCUGGUGAUCAGAUCCCCAAAUACUGCUUUCCAAACUAUGUGGGCAGACCCAAGCAUGUUCGGGUCAUGGCAGGAGCCCUGGAAGGCGACAUCUUCAUUGGUCCCAAAGCUGAGGAGCACCGAGGGCUGCUGUCGAUCCGCUACCCCAUGGAGCACGGCAUUGUCAAGGACUGGAACGACAUGGAGCGCAUCUGGCAAUACGUCUAUUCGAAGGACCAGCUGCAGACUUUCUCAGAGGAGCAUCCUGUGCUCCUGACUGAGGCACCACUAAACCCACGGAAAAACCGGGAGCGAGCUGCCGAAGUGUUCUUCGAGACCUUCAACGUGCCAGCUCUUUUCAUCUCCAUGCAAGCCGUGCUCAGCCUUUACGCCACAGGCAGGACCACAGGAGUGGUGCUGGAUUCUGGGGACGGCGUCACCCAUGCUGUGCCCAUUUAUGAGGGCUUCGCCAUGCCACACUCUAUCAUGCGCAUCGACAUCGCAGGCCGGGACGUCUCCCGCUUCCUCCGCCUCUACUUGCGUAAGGAGGGCUAUGAUUUCCACUCAUCCUCAGAAUUUGAGAUCGUCAAGGCCAUUAAAGAAAGAGCUUGCUAUCUGUCCAUCAACCCGCAGAAGGACGAGACACUAGAGACAGAGAAGGCUCAGUACUACCUGCCCGAUGGCAGCACCAUUGAGAUCGGUCCGUCUCGAUUCCGUGCCCCUGAGCUGCUGUUCAGGCCUGACUUGAUUGGUGAAGAGAGUGAGGGAAUCCAUGAAGUGCUGGUGUUUGCCAUCCAGAAGUCUGACAUGGACCUGCGGCGCACACUUUUCUCCAACAUCGUCCUCUCCGGAGGCUCUACCCUGUUCAAAGGUUUUGGUGACAGGCUACUGAGUGAGGUGAAGAAACUGGCUCCAAAAGACGUGAAGAUCAGGAUAUCCGCACCGCAGGAAAGACUGUACUCCACGUGGAUUGGGGGCUCUAUCCUUGCCUCCCUGGACACCUUUAAGAAGAUGUGGGUUUCUAAGAAGGAGUAUGAGGAAGACGGGGCGCGAUCCAUCCACAGGAAGACCUUCUAAUAUGGGACAGCAUCUUCACCUCUCUGAUGUUAACUCUACUUUAAAACUCGCUUUCUUGAGUCGGAGUGUUUGCGAGGAACUGCCUGUGUGUGCGUGUGUGGGUACGAGUGUGUGCGCAACACGAGUGCCGUGUGGCCCAAGGAUGCCCGGGCCCAGAAAGGACAAGGAACUCCCCAUGAUGGCGACGGCCUGAGGCCUGGGCUUCACCACUACUGGCCCCCAGCAGGGAAGAGCGCUGGCCACGCACCCCCUUCCUCAGUGGAGCCUUUGCCUGGCUCUGGGGGACUACGGUUACCACCCUAGGGAGACCCUGCUGCUGCCUAUCUUCAGCUGGACUGGUCCCACCCCACCACCCCUACCCCCAGGGUCCCCUUGCCCAUCAAGCUGCCAUGGGCACCUCCUGCUCAUGGCUGAGGGUGGCGCUGGGCUUGCAUUCUGUCUGGUGGUGGUGCAGUUUGAUGUCAGAAGGCUGGAAAAGCACUCCUAGAGUAGUUUACAGACACUGGGCCCGGGCGAGUAUGUUGCCCUCACACCCAUCUGGGCAGCAGGACCACACUGGGCAUUUGAGGACAGGAGCAGAGCCACUAUCGAUCUGGUUGCAGAAGCCAUGCUCCAAAUUCAUUUCCAGAGCCCAAUCCAGGGGUCUUGGGAGAGCUGAGGGAGCCCGUUGGCACCAAGGCCUGUUACUUGUUCAUUCAUCCCUGUUUCAUUGCCAUCUUCAGUUUUAUUUAUUGAAGUGUUUAUUCAGCAAGGGCACUGGAGAGGGAGUGUGUUGCCUCCUGCCCCCAGUUAACCCUGCUCACACUGAUGUUUACAGCACCUAGCCUAGAACCUAAGGCCCCACCACUCCCUGGUGACGGCGAUCCGACAGUGUCCAGAGGCCACAGGACUGGAGCACUCCCAUCAGCCUCUUCUCCCUCUUCCAUUGCUUGCUGCCCUGGGAUCCACAAGCUGGUUGCUGGCAGGGUUUUCUGAAAUCGGAGGUAGAAGAAUCUUGGGUAGAGGCUCCUGGCAAACGAGGGAGAUUAGCAAUCCCAUCAAGAAAGCUGCAAUUAACCAAGCUGCCUUCUGCCACCCUGGCUCACCAGGGGCGCUAGGUUAUAGAGGUGAGAAGGCUCCCUCUGGGCUCAUCUUGUGCUCUUCUUGACUUUGGACCUAUUUAGUUAGGGAGGGAAGGGGCCAGACCAGAGAGCUGAGAGCCAACGGACUCAGGCCUGGCUCCUAGCAGUGCUCUGAGGGACUCUCCAUCCAGAAGGUGCAAAGCUGAGGUCAGCCUGUCCUCAUUGGCACCCAUGACACCAAGAGUCCUCAAUUCCAGUUUCCAGGCAGUAUUCUCUCCCAUGCCGUCCUAGGACCAAAGGCCCCUGCCAGAUGUGGGCUGCAGCAGCAGGUGUGUGUGAAAGUGAUGUGGCGCCCCGCGGACUGCAGUGCGCUUAACCAGCUCACCUCCCUUCCCCUAGCCCAAGCCCAUUCCUCGCACAGCCUCGCACAAACCAUGCUGCCUGGUGGGGCCCAGUGUACUUAAAUAAAGUUGUUCCAAUAAACA
This is a messenger RNA of Ochotona curzoniae (black-lipped pika), 2754 nucleotides long. It is a transcript of the gene ACTR1A, whose product is annotated as actin related protein 1A. NCBI's taxonomy places the organism in Eukaryota, Metazoa, Chordata, Mammalia, Lagomorpha, Ochotonidae. The record is from RefSeq and is a predicted model, not a curated record. The transcript has 11 exons. The coding region runs from base 78 to 1208 and encodes 376 amino acids.